UAUUUAAGAUGCGUUGCAGAACUGGGACAAGGUAGUCAGAUCCUUGACGCUUUCGUAGUACCACAAGGCAAACAGCACCAAACCCAAAACCACCAUGUACAAGUUCCUGUUGAUUGCUGCGCUUCUGCCAGCCGUUGUCUUCGGACAGACCCCGUUCCGUCCGUGCUCAAGCGGAGCUCCCACUCCGGCCUCGCUCAACAUCGUCGGCUGCACGGCCCUACCGUGCACGGUUGUGUCUGGUGAGCCGCUGAUUGCCACCGGUGUUGGCAUUGUGUCCCCGGUCGCUACCCCUACUCUCGAGGCGCAUUUGACUGCUCGUCUGCUCGGACUUGAUGUCGGUUUCGAAAUCCCGGAUGAGCUCCGUGACGCUUGCGCCGUUGGCAUCUCUGGCGCUUCCUGCCCGAUUGCGGCCGGUCAGACCUUCGACUACACUUUGAACCAUUCCAUGGAGCUGCCGCUGGUCGGCAUUACCGUGCAAGUCGAGGUCGGUCUGACUGCCGCUGACGGAACCGCCGUCACCUGCAUCGAAAUCGAUGCCGCCAUUGUUUAA
Anopheles nili is the source of this 550-nucleotide messenger RNA. Its product is annotated as NPC intracellular cholesterol transporter 2-like. NCBI's taxonomy places the organism in Eukaryota, Metazoa, Arthropoda, Insecta, Diptera, Culicidae. The transcript has 2 exons. The coding region runs from base 95 to 550 and encodes 151 amino acids. Gene Ontology annotation, molecular function: sterol binding. The record is from RefSeq and is a predicted model, not a curated record. Gene Ontology annotation, biological process: sterol transport.